AUGGAGAACUGCAGGAAUUAUGAUGUUCCUCAUGGAGUCGAAAUCCGAGGGCAUUAUGACGAUGCUUAUGCCAGCAUCUUGAGCAAGGAGGCAUUGCAAUUCUUGGCCGAUUUGCAUAGAGAAUUCAGGCAGCCGGUCAAGUACAUAAUGGAGUGCAGAAAGCAAGCAAAAGAGAGGUAUAAUUCUGGUGAUCUUCCUGUGUUUGAUCCUGCUAGCCGAUGGAUAAGGGAGGGGAGCUGGGUAUGUGCACCGAUCCCUUCAGUCGUAGCUGACCGUAGAGUGGAGAUCACUGGUCCAGUGGAGCGGAAAAUGAUUAUCAAUGCACUCAAUUCUGGAGCUAAAGUUUUCAUGGCUGAUUUUGAAGACUCCCUCUCACCAACUUGGGAUAACCUCAUGAAGGGACAAGUCAAUCUGAAGGAUGCAGUCAAUGGAACCAUCAACUUCCAUGACGCUCAGAGAAACAGGCUUUAUAUACUGAACGAGGAGAGGGCAGUGCUUUUUGUGAGGACACGAGCGUGGCACCUGCCAGAGGCUCACAUCCUGAUAGAUAAUGAGCCCGCCACAGGCUGCCUUGUGGAUUUUGGCCUUUACUUCUACCAUAACUAUGCCAUUUUUAGAUCAACACAAGGCUCAGGCUUUGGACCUUUCUUCUAUCUGCCCAAGAUGGAGCACUCAAGGGAAGCAAGGGUAUGGAAGUCGGUAUUUGAGAGAGCAGAGGAAGUAGCUAAUAUUCCAAGAGGAAGCAUCAAAGCAACUGUUUUAAUCGAGACACUUCCAGCAGUGUUUCAGAUGGAUGAAAUACUGUACGAGUUGAGAGAACACUCCUUAGGACUCAACUGUGGAAGAUGGGACUACAUCUUCAGCUAUGUCAAAACCUUUCAAGCACACCCAGACCGUCUGCUUCCUGACAGAGUCCAAGUUGGCAUGACACAGCACCUAAUGAAGUCAUACUCGGACCUCCUUAUUUACACAUGCCAUAGGAGAGGCGUGCAUGCAAUGGGUGGCAUGGCAGCCCAAAUUCCAAUUAAGGAUGAUGAUGUUGCAAAUGAAGCAGCACUGGAGUUGGUCUUCAAGGACAAAUUACGAGAAGUUCAUGCAGGACAUGAUGGCACAUGGGCUGCUCAUCCAGGCCUGAUACAGCUGGUAAUGGAGGUUUUCAAUAACAACAUGAAAAAUGGACCAAACCAAAUUGAGAUCAAGAAGCGUGAAGACUCCUCUGGAAUUACAGAAGAUGACCUGCUCCAAAGACCUCGGGGGACACAAACUGUCGAUGCUCUAAGACUCAAUGUACGUGUUGGUAUACAGUAUCUGGCAGCGUGGCUCAGUGGGACGGGAUCUGUACCACUGUAUCAUCUCAUGGAAGAUGCUGCAACUGCAGAAAUCUGCAGGGUCCAGAACUGGCAGUGGAUUAAACAUGGUGCAGUCUUGGAGGGUGAAGGCCGCAUAAAAUUGAAGGCUACCAUGGAAUUGUUCGAAAGAGUGGUGAAAGAGGAGAUGGCAAGGAUAGAGAGAGAAGUUGGCCACGAACGUUUUGCAGAGGGGAUGUUUAGAAAGGCAUGUAACAUUUUCACUAGACAGUGCACCACUCCAACCCUUGAUGAUUUCCUUACAUUAGAGGCCUACAACCAGAUAGUACAGUUUCAUCCUGAUGCAUGUUCAAAACUUUAA
Nymphaea colorata (pocket water lily) is the source of this 1668-nucleotide messenger RNA. Its product is annotated as malate synthase, glyoxysomal. Gene Ontology annotation, cellular component: cytoplasm. Gene Ontology annotation, biological process: glyoxylate cycle. Gene Ontology annotation, molecular function: malate synthase activity. The transcript has 4 exons. Bases 1 to 1668 code for a protein of 555 amino acids. NCBI's taxonomy places the organism in Eukaryota, Viridiplantae, Streptophyta, Magnoliopsida, Nymphaeales, Nymphaeaceae. The record is from RefSeq and is a predicted model, not a curated record.